Molecule: messenger RNA, 2241 nt
Organism: Acipenser ruthenus (sterlet)
Lineage: Eukaryota; Metazoa; Chordata; Actinopteri; Acipenseriformes; Acipenseridae
Product: TCF3 fusion partner homolog
Exons: 6
Coding region: 205-906 (233 amino acids)
Biological process (GO): apoptotic process; positive regulation of apoptotic process; apoptotic signaling pathway
Cellular component (GO): Ino80 complex
Molecular function (GO): DNA binding
Source: RefSeq, a predicted model, not a curated record
UGUCAGCCAUUACGGCUCCACACUUUCAAUAGGAUAGACUCGAUCACUUCCUCCGGUGUGGAUCCACAAUGGCGUUAUGUUGACGAUCCCUUUACACGCCGAGGACGACAAUACAACGCGUCGAAAAGACAACUUGAAACAAAACGGAGGAAAAGAGCGACCGGAUUUAAAUAUAACGAGUACAUUUACACCGACGGUAGUUUCAUGUGUAGUAGCUAUGUGUGCUUAGCAUUGUGUUUUAAAAAGGUAGACAGCGAGUGGUUUUCCGGUAGGAUUUGCAUUAACGGCACAGGGACCAUGAUGGAAGACUUCUCUGACCUAGCCCUGCCCCCUCUGUUUGGAGGUCACAUCCUGGAGGCGGAGCUGGAGACGGAGGGGGUGGAGUUUGUGGACGGGGGCGGAGUCUCGGAGAGCCAGGUGGAGGAGGAGUCCCAGGAGAGAGAGAGGAGGGAGAGCGAGAGAGAGAGAGACAGAAGGAAGUACUGCAACCUGAGCAGGAGGUGUAGAGAGAUCGAACAGGUGAAUGAACGCACUCUCAAUCGUCUUCACCAGGUGCAGAAGCUGAGCAGGCAGCUGAAGAAGGAGAGGCGGUUCUUGAUGAAAACUCUGAAUUCCUAUGGAGAUGAUUACAGGAGCGCCCAGCUGACCUUUCUAUUGGAGGAGGAGCUGAGUGGCACUGCUGACUCCGCCCACAGAGAGGAGGGGGAAGGACAUGAAGAAGCUGCUGGCUCCUCCCCCUCCGCUCUCCUCCAAUCAGCCUCCAGCAACAAGAGGAAACGGCACCGUGCAGCCAAGGAGAAAGAGGCGCAGCUGGAAGGAGAGAUGUCAUCUCACUCUGAAACUCAUGUCUCUGGGUACUGCAGUGGCAGCAGCCCGACUCAAAGGACCCCUUCAGACUUCCCCUAGCCCGACUCAAAGGACCCCUUCAGACUUCCCCUAGCCCGACUCAAAGGACCCCUUCAGACUUCCCCUAGCCCGACUCAAAGGACCCCUUCAGACUUCCCCUAGCCCGACUCAAAGGACCCCUUCAGACUUCCCCUAGCCCGACUCAAAGGACCCCUUCAGACUUCCCCUAGCCCGACUCAAAGGACCCCUUCAGACUUCCCCUAGCCCGACUCAAAGGACCCCUUCAGACUUCCCCCAGCCCGACUCAAAGGACCCCUUCAGACUUCCCCUAGCCCGACUCAAAGGACCCCUUCAGACUUCCCCUAGCCCGGCUCAAAGGACCCCUUCGGACUUCCCCCAGCCCGACUCAAAGGACCCCUUCAGACUUCCCCCAGCCCGACUCAAAGGACCCCUUCAGACUUCCCCUAGCCCGACUCAAAGGACCCCUUCAGACUUCCCCUAGCCCGACUCAAAGGACCCCUUCAGACUUCCCCCAGCCCGAACCGGCCUCAACUGCAAUGGCCAAAAGUUUUGCAUUACCUAGAAUUUUAGGAUUGAGAUAUUAAUUUAAAAACAAUAUCUAUAGGAACAGAAUUUAGAUAUUUUAUUGCACAUUAUGUAAUAGUAGUAUUUUAUGUUAGAUUUCAAAAUGUCACACUUUUCAUUUUUUAUCAGUUCUUCAUUAAGUAGAACUACAAAACGGUGUGCAAUUCAAUAUGUUAAAGAAACAUUAUUCAGCAGGUUUCAUUCGACUUUAUGAAACAAAAUGAGUUCAUUCUAUAGGGUGGGGAUGCAAUACUUUUGGCCAGAGCUGUGCAGCUGCAGCCCCUGAUCACAGGGAUCAGAUACACUGUGCCGGGUCAGCAGGGCUGGGGUCUGCCCCGGGCUUCAGAACCGCCCUGAAUCGAGAACAUUUCAGUGAUCGAGAGCCAGGAGCUGAAGGAUUCCUCCCGUACGCUGCGUGGACAGCUUAGUGACCCUACAGACUUGAAUCCCUGCUGUGAUAAGAAGUGUGGUCAGCGUUCAGAACCCCCUGCAGGGUUCACAAGACACACGUCGCUUUACCUCUGCUGUGUCCCCUGUUGUCUGCAUCACAGUCUAUCAUUUUUAGUUUUGAUAUUUUUUAUUCACACUUCAUUGGUAAAUAAAUUAGGGAGUUUUGUUUUUCAACUUGGAAAGUUUGCCAAGAGAAACUUUUUCUUUUUCUUUUAAGAAAUGGCGGUGUGUCCAGUUGGUGCUCCCUCCUGCAACAAGGCUGACACCCUGACUGAAAAGAGUGGUGCAUUGUGGGAGCGUGAUCUGGAAACACUGCGGUCCUUGGAAUUGUUCAAACUCAAUAAAACAUUCUCAGCUGUG